GCACGCGCGGGGCGGAAGGGGCCGCGCCGCUCGCCGGAAGCGGCGCUGAGGAGCCACUCAUGGCGGCGCUGGGGCGAGCCCUGAGCUGCCAGACUGGAGUAACUCAAUGGAUAGCAGCAUGCAGUGGAUUAUUACGAAUAACCUCAGUCCAAGGCCAGUGUAGACGAAUGCUCUACAGUAUUUUUCAGAGACACAAGGCUGGCCAGCUCCGACUGUCUAAAUCCUGUGGUGGAUUGAUUCAAGCCAAUGGAGUCAUUAGACAGCAAAACAGAUCAUUUUACAAUACAAAUAAGCAUCUUUCUUCAAAGGAUUCCUUGCAGCCAUCUGAAGAGAAAGUGGGUACUUUCACAAGGAUAAUAGAAGCAAUGGGUUUCACAGGACCACUAAAGUAUAGCAGAUGGAAAAUUAAGGUAGCAGCUUUGCGCAUGUACACAUGCUGUGUGGAGAAAACUGACUAUGAGGAAUUUUUUAACAGGUGCAAAAUGCCUGAUACUUUGAAUUCAUGGUUUCUAGUAGCCCAGCUUCAUGUCUGGAUGUGUCUGGUACGAUUGAAGCAGGAGGGUCGCACAGGCAAAUACAUGUGUCGCUAUAUAGUUCACUGUAUGUGGGAGGAUGUUGAACAGCGUGGUAAGGUGAUGGGGGUUAAUUCUGUUGUUCUAAAGGAAGAUUUAAGAAGUAUGGUAGAAAAUUUCUAUGCAGCUCUAUUUGGAUAUGAUGAGGGAAUCUUGUCUGAUGAUCGUGUUCUGGCAGCAGCUCUUUGGAGAAACCUUUUUAACAGGAACUGUGAGGACCCUCGGCAUCUAGAGUUACUCGUAGAAUACGUGCGCAAACAGGUGCAGCACUUGGAUGCACUGAGCGGGGAGGACCUGCUGCUGACGGGCGAAGUGAGCUGGCGGCCACUCAUGGAGAGCAAUGCCCGAAGCAUCCUCAAGCCCCUUUCCCCUGUUUACAACGAUGAAGGACUCUGAGAGCGCCGGAGCUGACGUGUCUGUCAGUUUGUCAGAUCAUCUUGGGAAGCAUGCCUGAAAUUGAACUGGGCUGAGGCUGUGGGUCAGGAAGGAAAAUCUGCUGUUGGAAAGAAAAUACUUAAUUAGAUGUCCUGUCUGUGGUGCCUCAGUAGUAGCAAAUUGGACAGCCAUACUCUUUUGAAUAUUCACUUGCAAAUAAACGCUAGUUGGUUGGAGAACCUCUGUCCUUUUUACGGCACUGAGUGGUCCUUGCUGACAAAUUGAAAGACCUGCCUUCUGUCUUUAGGAAACCAGGUAUUUUACCAUGACUUAGAGUUAUCUCAAGAAGACGUUUCUAGACGUUUCUGUCCUUUGCCUCAUUUGGAGAGCUGCUACCUAGUGACACAGCAGUGUUCCUCUGCUCACUGAAUGGUUGUGAAGGCAAAUCUGAGUUUUGCAUAUUAGAUGUUAAUGUAUUUUAAAAGCUUGAUAUCAAGAUGUAAUGGUCUAUUUUUGCUGUAGUGGUGUUAAGAAUUGCUUUAAAAGAUUCUAAAGGGUUUUCUGUGAAAAUCCGUUUUAGGAACUCUCUGCUUUGUUGCACAAGGAUAGGAGGAUGCAUAGAAUAACGCACAGUCCCAAGUAAUGCUCUACGAGUCUAGCCAAUUUAAUGAGAAUAAAGUCCAAAAUGUGGCUAGGCUGUCAUUAAAGCUGCCUCAGAGUACUUGGUAUUUCAGUCUGCCUUGCUGGUAUUUCCAUAUUCUUUUUAGAGUUGUGGUUUAAGAAUUUCUUUAUGAAAAGAACAUUCCUGGUUCUGUCCAUGGCUCUUAAUGGGACAGGACUAUGCUGUCCUCCAUCCCCCAAAGCAGUGGUCCAGGGCUUUUUAACAAGACCUGUCAACCCCAGUGAAAACUUUAUAUGGCUGUGCAGGCAAAUUACGCCAACAUAGUAAUUACAGGAGCAAGAGCUCCACUGAUUAAAUCAGCAGAGGCUGAGGUGUACUACGUAGGUGGAUGGUUCGCCAGGCUAUUUCCAGGUCAGUGAAAAAACAGUUUUAAUUUCUCUCCUGUCUAAAAUCUUACUCAAUAAUAAAUGUCAGUCUGGGUAAA
Falco peregrinus (peregrine falcon) is the source of this 2053-nucleotide messenger RNA. Its product is annotated as ubiquinol-cytochrome-c reductase complex assembly factor 1. Gene Ontology annotation, biological process: mitochondrial respiratory chain complex III assembly. The coding region runs from base 60 to 968 and encodes 302 amino acids. Gene Ontology annotation, cellular component: mitochondrion. Lineage: Eukaryota; Metazoa; Chordata; Aves; Falconiformes; Falconidae. The transcript is spliced from 10 exons. The record is from RefSeq and is a predicted model, not a curated record.